AAACUGCCGCCGGCCCUUGGCAGGCGUGCGAGCCCGCGCAAGAUGCGCCUCCAUAACGGCUGACUAGUUGCAGCGGGUGUCUUUUGGGGCAAUUGUCGCCGGGACGCUGGGUACCACGCUGGGGCUGGGCCUGUACCGGCAUGGAGCUACCAGCGAUGGAGACACUCACAACAAAAGUGGACAUUUCCACCACUUUCUUCUUCUCUCAUCUCCACUGGCAUGCUGAAACAAGACGAAUACUUCACUAAAGAGUCCACUAGCUCCUACGACUCUGCCGAGCCUGUGGGCAAGUGGAAAGAGUUUACCGACUCGUUCAGGCGCCAGGUUCCUGGCGCCACCAACUCCGGCUCCGAUAUCGAGUCGCUGGCGUCGCAGUCGGCGCCAGACCUUCAGAAAGGCCUCAAGAAACGUCAGCUCCAGAUGAUCGCCCUAGGCGGGUGUGUGGGCUCGGGACUCUUGGUGGCAUCGGGACUUGCCCUCACCAACGGACCUGGCGCUGUCCUCGUGGCCUGGGCCAUCGUGUCCACCUUCUUGUACUGCACCAUGCAAUCGCUCGCUGAGUUAGUCAGUGUGUUCCCAGUGUCUGGAUCUUUCGCAACCUACGCCACCAGAUUUAUUGACCCAUCAUGGGGCUUCGCCAUGGGCUGGAACUACGCCAUCUUCUGGGUCAUUGUGUUGCCGUUGGAGUUGGUUGCAGCAUCGUUGACCAUCAACUUCUGGAAGUCCUCCAUCAACUCGGUGGUGUGGGUGGCUGUUUUCUACGUGCUCAUCAUCUUGUUGAACUUGUGUGGCAAUAAGGGCUUCGGUGAGGCCGAGUUCAUCGCCUCGGUCAUCAAGUUGCUUGGGAUUGUCGGCUUCGACAUCUUGGCCAUCGUAUUGAUCUGUGGUGGUGGAGACGAGGGCUACAUCGGUGGCAAGUACUGGCACAACCCUGGCGCCUUCACCACCGGGUUCAAGGGCGUGGUAUCAGUGUUGAUCACAGCCACCUACUCGUUGGCCGGAACCGAGUUGAUCGGGUUGACUGCCAGCGAAUCCAAGGAAAACCCCAGGAAAAUGAUGCCCAAGGCCAUCAAGCAGGUGUUCUGGAGAAUCAUCGUGUUCUACAUGAUCACCCUUACCUUGGUGGGGUUCUUGGUGCCUGCCAACAGUCCAAAGUUGAUCGGGAGCUCCUCGAACGCCUCGGCCUCACCCUUUGUCAUCGCCAUCAGAAACGGUGGUAUUAAGGCCUUGCCUUCCAUUUUCAACGUCAUUGUGUUGGUGGCACUUUUGGCCAUUGGCAACUCCGCCGUCUACGGCUUCUCAAGAACCGCCUUGGCCUUAUCAGAACAAGGCUUGGCUCCCAAGUUCCUUGGAUACAUCGACCGUAACGGAAGACCUUUGGGUGGAAUCUUGUUCUCAGCGUUCAUCGGGUUGUUGGCGUUUGUGGCCGCUUCUCCAAAGCAAUCGACGGUGUUUGCAUGGUUGGUUGCCUUGUCUGGUCUUUCCACCUUGUUCACCUGGGGCAGUAUCAACGCCUCAUUCAUCCAGUUUAGAAGAGCCAUGGCUCACCAAGGCCGUACCCUUGACGAGUUACCAUAUGUCUCCAAUACUGGUGUCAUUGGGGCAUACUACGGGUUGAUCAUGAACAUUCUUGUCUUAUGCUUGCAGUUCUGGAUCUCCUUAUUUCCCUUACACCAGAAGCCAGACGCUACCGUUUUCUUCCAGAACUAUAUCGGUGCCGUUGUUGUUUUAGCUUUUUACGUGGGCCACAAGAUCUACUCUAGAAACCUUAAAUUCUUGGUCAACAUUAGUGAUAUCGACGUGGAUGCUGGUAGAGGUAAGACCGAUAUCGAUAUGUUGAAACAAGAAAUUGCCGAGGAAAAGAGAGCCAGAGCUGCCUUGUCUUGGUACAAAAGAUACAUGGAAUUUUGGUGUUGAUUGAUUUUUUGUAUUUGCAUAAAUUCCCGUUGAAUGGGUUCUCACGAAUAACGAUAUUUACCACUGAGUGGUCAUAGACUAGUUAAAUAAUUAAUUAAAUACCUUUAUAGUAAUUUAAAUACCCUAAAGUCUGU
This is a messenger RNA of Suhomyces tanzawaensis NRRL Y-17324, 2051 nucleotides long. It is a transcript of the gene GAP6, whose product is annotated as Gap6p. The record is from RefSeq and is a predicted model, not a curated record. NCBI's taxonomy places the organism in Eukaryota, Fungi, Ascomycota, Pichiomycetes, Serinales, Debaryomycetaceae. Gene Ontology annotation, molecular function: amino acid transmembrane transporter activity. The coding region runs from base 220 to 1917 and encodes 565 amino acids. Gene Ontology annotation, cellular component: membrane. The transcript has a single exon. Gene Ontology annotation, biological process: amino acid transmembrane transport.